AUAGAUGUCAGUAAUUUAUGUGCUGUCAUCAUUUUCAGUCAAAUUUGAAGAAACAUUAAAAUUCAUUCGGCUUCUAGAAAAAUUCUAUAAUAUACAGUACAGCUUUCAGAAAAAAGAAAGGACCAAUUUCGAAAACUAAACAAAAACCAAUUAUUUUAAAUUCUGGUUGAAUUGAAUAAUAAACAAUUUCACAUUAAAAAAAGUAAAUCGACUGAGACCGAGGUAACAUACACAUCAGUCAAAUAAAAACCACGUAAGAGGUUUUGAACAUUGGAGUAAACGCAAGGGAGUAGAAUUUCACAAUGACAGAUCCAGCGGAUUGGUUUAAAAAUAUGCCAAUUUUUACAAAAUAUUGGCUAACGCUAACAGUUGUCAUAAGUGUGCUGGCGCGAUUUGGAAUUUUGCCUGGUUAUUUGCUGUAUUUAGCACCCGAAUUAAUAUUUCAGAAAUUUCAAUUAUGGCGUUUACUUACUUGUGUAUUUUUCUAUCCAAUGGGAUACCAAUUCUUGUUGAACUGUUACUUCCUGUACAGCUACUCAUUACGAUUGGAAAAUGAACAAUUCAAAUCCACUCCGGGAGACUAUUUUUACCUGCUAUUCAUAAACUGGGCAUGUUGUGUGAUUGUCGGACUUCUGUUCAAGUUGCCGCUUUUGAUGGACCCGUUGAUUUUGGCCGUGGUUUAUGUCUGGUGUCAAUUUAACAAAGAUGUAAUUGUUCGCUUCUGGUUCGGUACACAAUUCAAAGCGAUGUACUUCCCUUGGGUACUUUUGGCAUUGAAUGUGGUUUUGUCAAGUGGAAUCGAUUCAUUGGUCGGAAUUUUCGUCGGUCAUCUAUACUAUUUCCUGAAAAUCAAAUAUCCACAAGAGUUAGGCGGCAUGUCAUAUCUAGACACACCUUCGUUUAUCAAAUCCUAUUUCCCUGACGUACGUGGUGGUGUGCAUGGUUUCGGUUUUGCACCACAAAAUCAACGCAGAGAUCAACCGGCUGCCGGUCAACAAAAUAGAUUCUUUAGCGAUUCAUGGGGUCGGGGUCGACCUCUUGGCCGCGAUUAAACAAAAUUAUUUUUUCUUAUAUUAAAAACAACAUUAAAUGAAAUUUUAUUUUCGUUCCCAUUUUUAAUGUAAUGUUAUUAUAAAACCAACUAAAUGUACUAAAAAUGUGAAAAAUCUAAAUUGACAAAUCAUUUGAUUUGAUGAUCAUCAAAUCAUGAUUGUGAUUUUUAUUUCGUUCACAAACUAAAUUUGAAGAGAUUACUUAUCAGCAAUGGAAUAUUUUUGUAUAGAGUCACCAAAUUUGAGUUAAUUCACUUCUUGCAGCCUUUUAUUUUCACUCAAGAAACAUUUUGAAGGGUAAUCAUUUUGGAUGUAAACAAUUGUCUAUUUCACAAAAAUAGACGCUGUUGCAAUAAAAUAACCACAACUUACGAAA
Messenger RNA from Contarinia nasturtii (swede midge), 1428 nucleotides. RefSeq names its product derlin-1 (gene Der-1). Gene Ontology annotation, cellular component: endoplasmic reticulum membrane; Hrd1p ubiquitin ligase ERAD-L complex. The coding region runs from base 303 to 1052 and encodes 249 amino acids. The record is from RefSeq and is a predicted model, not a curated record. Gene Ontology annotation, molecular function: ubiquitin-specific protease binding; misfolded protein binding. The transcript is spliced from 4 exons. Lineage: Eukaryota; Metazoa; Arthropoda; Insecta; Diptera; Cecidomyiidae. Gene Ontology annotation, biological process: endoplasmic reticulum unfolded protein response.